AUGACAAAUCCAUCGCAGCUCUUCCUCCUUGCAGAUCACAUCAAGCUGUCGCUUCUGGAACGCCAGCGGGCGAUCUCGCUGAACCUAGAACCGAACAGCCAAGAUGGGGAGAUCUCCCGCUCGCUCGAAUCCCUGCGCGACGGCAUCGCCAAGGUGGAAGCCGACUGUGCCGGUCGGGCCGCGACAAACAACGACGACACCACCGACCUGAGAGACCAGCUGGGUCACCUGCAAUCGCAGUACCAGGAGCUCUCGGCGCAGUUUCACCGGCCAGAAUCGUCCGCCAAUAACGACGACCCGACUCGGGCGUCGCCCGAGUUCCCCAACGUCCAGCAGGGCUCCGCGCCCGACCUCAAACAGCCCGUGCCGCAGCAUCCGUCCUCCAAGUCCGUCCGGUUCAUGGAUGCCGCCGCCGCCGAGGACGACGAGCUUAACCGGCGCAAUCUGUUCCAGCCGUACCGCGACUCUCCGUCGCCGCAGGGGGCGGACACGUCGGCCAUGUCCAACGAGCAGAUCUACAGUCAUCAUGACCAGGUCCUCCGUGAUCAGGAUGAGCAGCUCGACCGGCUCGGCGAGUCGAUCGGCCGGCAACACCAGCUCAGUAUCCAGAUUGGAGAUGAACUGGACGGCCAUGUUGCGCUGUUGGAUGAUCUCGACGGGCAUGUAGAACGCCAUCAGACCCGUCUGGACGGGGCCCGACGACGGUUGGACAAGUUCCGGCGGAGCGCCAGUGAGAACUGGAGCAUGAUGACCAUCAUCGGCUUGAUUAUCACUCUGGUCAUUCUGAUUGUGCUGUUGAAAUGA
This is a messenger RNA of Aspergillus terreus NIH2624, 804 nucleotides long. Its product is annotated as syntaxin family protein. The record is from RefSeq and is a predicted model, not a curated record. The transcript has a single exon. Bases 1 to 804 code for a protein of 267 amino acids. Gene Ontology annotation, cellular component: endomembrane system; SNARE complex. Gene Ontology annotation, biological process: vesicle fusion; intracellular protein transport. Gene Ontology annotation, molecular function: SNAP receptor activity; SNARE binding. Lineage: Eukaryota; Fungi; Ascomycota; Eurotiomycetes; Eurotiales; Aspergillaceae.